AUGGCAUCAUCCAAACCGUUCAGCAUCGUGCCAGCAAGCGUACAACAACAACCAGCACCAUUUGAGUUGCAUAUUGAGGAACAAAAGUUGCAGGAAUUUAAGACACUGCUAAAACUCAGUCCAAUCGCCAAGGAGACGUAUGAGAACAAACAGAAUGAAGGGGGGCAUGGCAAAUUUGGAGUGAGUCGGAAGUGGAUAGUGGAUGCGAAGAAGCAGUGGCUUGAAGUCUUUGAUUGGCGCAAAGAGGAAGACCAUGUCAACUCCUUUCCUAACUUCAAGAGCGUAAUCAGCGAUGACGAUGGCCACAAGUACGACGUCCACUUCGCCGCUCUUUUCUCCAACAAACCAGACGCUAUCCCUAUCGGCUUCUACCACGGCUGGCCUGGCUCUUUUCUCGAGUUCUUACCAAUGCUGGACAUCUUGCGCAAAAAAUAUACGCCAGAUACCCUGCCAUACCACGUCAUCGUGCCCUCACUUCUCGGGUAUUCCCUUUCGUCUCAACCGCCACUAGACAAGGACUGGAGGGUUGCUGACACUUCGCGCAUCAUGCACAAGCUCAUGCUAUCCUUGGGCUUCGGUACUUCAGGCUACCUUGUACAGGGCGGUGACAUUGGCAGUGCAGUUUCGCGAGAGCUUGCAAUGACGUAUGCUGAAUGCAAAGGCAUGCACCUCAACUUCUUCUACAAUCAGGACGUGAGGACGUAUUCUUCACCUGAGGAUAAGAUUAGUGAGGCCGAGAAAAAGGGGUUAGAGAGAACAGACGAGUUCUUUACUGUAGGGUUUGCAUACGCCUUCGAGCAAGGGACAAAGCCCUCUACUAUCGGUCUUGUACUAUCCAGUUCCCCUAUUGCCCUCCUGUCUUGGGUUGGGGAAAAGUUUCUUGCGUGGACCGAUCCUUCUACUACACCGUCCGUUAACACCAUCUUAGCGGAUGUUACACUAUACUGGUUGACUGGAUGCUAUCCGACAUCAAUUUACCCGUAUAGAAGGACUGGCAACACGACGUAUGUAGAUAAGCCCGUAGGCUUCAGCUGGUUUCCCUACGAGGUUGCGCCGAUUCCUAAGGCUUGGUUCGAGAAGACAGGCAAUGUUGUUUUUUACAGGGCACAUGAGGCAGGUGGCCACUUCGCUGCGCUGGAAAGGCCACAGACGUUAUUGACCGAUGUGGAAGAGUGGGCCAAGACCGCGUGGAAAUAAAAGGGGGAGUUUUGCUGAGGUUAGUGGGCUCCAUCGGGGUCUUGCAUUGAACCAAGUACGGCCUGAAGGCAGG
Molecule: messenger RNA, 1270 nt
Organism: Exserohilum turcica Et28A
Lineage: Eukaryota; Fungi; Ascomycota; Dothideomycetes; Pleosporales; Pleosporaceae
Exons: 2
Coding region: 1-1197 (398 amino acids)
Biological process (GO): epoxide metabolic process
Molecular function (GO): epoxide hydrolase activity
Source: RefSeq, a predicted model, not a curated record